Baudoinia panamericana UAMH 10762 is the source of this 3072-nucleotide messenger RNA. RefSeq lists its product as uncharacterized. Gene Ontology annotation, cellular component: SWI/SNF complex; nucleus. Gene Ontology annotation, molecular function: transcription cis-regulatory region binding. The record is from RefSeq and is a predicted model, not a curated record. Bases 102 to 3065 code for a protein of 987 amino acids. The transcript has 2 exons. Lineage: Eukaryota; Fungi; Ascomycota; Dothideomycetes; Mycosphaerellales; Teratosphaeriaceae. Gene Ontology annotation, biological process: regulation of transcription by RNA polymerase II.
UGCAGCGACUCGUCGUUUCGCUGCGACAAAUGCAUCACCGCGCGCCCGCGGCUCGCCGGCGUAUCUCGGAGUGAUCGACCAGUCGUCCAUGUGCGACCGCCAUGAACCAAUGGCAGAACGGGAACGGCACCUUUGCGCCGGCCCAGAUGUACAACAGCCUUCCGAAUCAGUUUGAGCAGUUCCAACAGGGUCUCGCCAACGGCAACAGCUCGACACCAACCCCGGCCUUCCCUAACCAGACCUUCAACCCGACCUCAGUGGUGCCCGCCAAGCGCGCUCAUGAUGGCGGUAUGGCGGGCUCACCACAGCCCUCGCAUAUGUCGCGCUCACAGACACCGGGUUACGGCAACUUCGCGAAUGCGCCGACACCGUUCCAGCAUCUCCAGCAGACCGCUUCAACCAAUGCCACGCCCUCACCCAUCAUGGCUAACCAGCAGUACCGACCGAGUGCGCAGCAGUCGCGCAUGCAGAACGCAUCACCAAGUCCGUUUCCGCAACAGCAGCCGGCCAACUUUGCCAACCAGAUGCAGCCGAGCACGCCGCAGCAAGCCGGCCAGCCUACCAGUAUGCCUCAGCAGGGCCAGGUGGCCGGCUGGAACCAGAGCAUGGGCAUGAACAUGAACAACAUGAACAUGUCUGGCACACCCGCAUCCAUGCCAGGCUCGACGAACAACAUGGUCGCGCAGGUCAACGCGCAACGGCUGUACCAGAUGAAGCUGCAGCAGCAACAAGAAGCAAUGCGUCGUAGCGGCAUGGUACCGCCGCGGCCUAUUGGAGGCCAGCAAAGUCAAGGAGGCAACAUGGCCGGUCAGCAAGCCAGUGGUCAAGUGGCCAAUGGCCAGACACCUAUGGGCAUGAACGCGUCUGCGACUCAGCAGCAACAGCAGACGCAAGCCAAGCGGCAGCAGUUCUACCGUGCAUUGCAAACCAACGCUGCCAAUCAAGGUAGGCAAAUACAGAUACAACCUGUCGUGGCUGGUCGACCCAUCGACUUGUACAUGCUAUGGUAUGUAGUCGUCCAGGGCGGUGGCUCUCAUAACGUGGAGCGACACGGCCGGUGGCCAGACGUAGCAACCAAGUUCGGUCUUCCUAAUUCCGUUGAAGAACUCAAGCAAAUCUACCAUAGGGACAUUGGACAGUACGAGCGCGCAUAUUUCAAUAUGCGCGCACAGGCCAAGCAGGAGCAAGCAAGAAACUACGCUCACCAAAUGGCUGGCCUUGGCGCUCCGACGCAGUCUUCGCCAACGAGGAUGAUGCAGCCUCCGCCUCAGCAACCGAACACAUUCACUCCAUUCCAGCAAAGUCAGCAAUCACAGCCGCCACCUCAAGCUACUCCGGUACAGGCACAUGCUCAGCUACCACAGAACGGAAUGGCUACGCCUCAGCAAAUCAUGCAUCAUCGCCGGAAUAGCAGCGUCAAGAAGCCUGAGCAGCUGACGCCGCAACCCGGCUUGCAGACCAUGCCCGCCCCAUCGCCAGCUUCCCUCCAAAAGGUACAGCGUUCACCAUCAGUCAAGCAGGAAACCGUUGGCGCUGUAAUGAAAAGCGAGGAGCCUCAGAGCACCAAUUACGUGCCAAAUGUUCGGAGCAUUGAAACGGAUGGAGGCUAUGACGUUGCUGCGCUGCAUGAAUUGGGCACCGCCAUUCAACGAUACAUGCCGACCAUGCCUACUGUAGACGAGAUGGGUGUGAUCGACAUGCGCGCCAUCAUGCUCAGUCUGGCCUCAGGUCUUCACGCCGAGGUACGAUACGCACUCGACGCGCUGGUGCUCAUUUCGAGAGAUGAUCGGAUCCACUUCGAGUUAGAGAAGUGUGAAGACUUGCUCGAUGUGAUUGUUGAUUGCGCCGAAGAGCAGAUCGAUCAAUUGUCGGAGGAAGCGCCUGAAGUCUCUGACGCGCUUGAUCUGCCGUCAUAUGAAGAUAUCCUGCGUGGAAGCCGAAUUGAGACAGAGUCACUGCAAGACGUCCCAGCUUUUGGCACGCCGGGAUAUCAGCUCAACCGCGCAGCUGAUCGCUUGAUUGCCAUCACGACCAUAGUCCGAAACUUCUCAUUUUUCGAGCACAACCAUCACCUCCUGACGUCGGCGUCGCUGAUCAGAUGGCUGAGCAACACUAUCCGACUGGUCGGCACGCGGAACAUGCUUCUGCGCAGUUUCUGCAACACGCUGGACUUCUACAAAGACGUCAUCACCUUCCUUUCGAACAUCACGCAGAGUCUGGAGCUUCCCACCAGAGAUGACGCGCUCCACAUUCUCCACUUCUUACUCGCUUUUGCGCCGCAACCAAGCCCAACCUAUCAAGAAGGUGGCGGCACUCUACGGUUCACGAGCUUUGUGCCGUCAAUUCACCGCUCGCUGCCAGCAGCAGUCGACUGUCUCGCCAAGCUGCUGGCACGCCAAGACCCUAACAGGAUGUUGUAUCGAAGCAUCUUCACCGCUUCUGGCUCCUCGUCCGCUGCUUCCGAGUCACCGCUCGAUCUUCUUACCAAAGCUUUUGCCCUCGCCAUCUCCGUCUUACCCGAUCGCUCGAAAGGCGCAUCCAGUAACGCUGUGCAGCUUCGCGUCGUUGAGGUCCGCAAAUCGUACCUAUGCCAAGGCAUGCUUGCGGCGGACAUUCUCACAUCGCUUGCGCCUGGCAACGAUACGGAGCUUGCUCGCUCCUGGAUUGAGAGCGAGGAUGGCUGGGCUGUCAACUUGCUGCAUCUGGCCUCACUUCUCUCCGUUGACCGCUUAGGCCAAGCCGCUGGCCAAAAGGGACGUGAAGCUCUUGGGCAUGAUACGGAGGCCUUCAAGCUCAUAACGCAUCGGGCUCUGAGCAUGAUGAAGAGAUUGGCGGAGAAGUCUGGGAGAGGAGGUGCACACGGACGGGCCCUACCAAGUGCUACAGUCAAUGGCGACGGCCAGCCAGAGGCACGAAGUGAAUAUGAUGAGACUCAACAGUCCGUGCCGAGAUGGGACGGUAUGCCGCAAGGUCAUGCGAUUCUCGGUGCGCUGUUACUGGGUAAUACCGACAGUGUAGCGCUGAGUUUACUCUGCGGUUUGCAUGAUAUGGUCAUGCAGGCAUGAGCUGGCU